GUUUGAAUGCCGAUGUCACCAGCAGCUCUGCUCACGGAGCCGAAAGUGCAGAAGCAAAAGCGAAGGGAAUUCAUUCGUUUAACAAAAGCGAAGGCGGCCUGUUAGAAGCGCGAGGAGACUGGAAGAGAUCCGAAAUAGAAACCUUCAGCUCCGUUUCGAUUUGCACACGCUUUUCCGCUCCACCUACACUUGCCCGAUCAGAACAUGGCAAGUGGGCAUCCCAUUGACUCAUUUGCUUUCAUGUACAGACCCGAAAGCUCUCAGAACUCAAAGAGUAAGGUUCGACCGUCUUCCAGCAUGAAUCCUGUUUAUAGUCCAGUGCAGCCGGGCACGGCGUACGCAAACCAAAAGACCAUGACGUACCCAGGAAACAACGAUGGCGUGAUGCAGCCAGACACGAAGUGGAGUUACUGUUACGACAGCAAUGUUGAUUAUUUUCCAAUAACAAGCAAGUCCAGAAGUGGAUUAUUCUUAUACCUAAUACCACAACAAUUUGCCAACACAACACGUUGCUAUCCUGCAGGUUAUCCCACUACAGCUCCAGCAUACACACCUAAUAUCUACCAGACGGGCACCCCGGGAUACCCUCAAGGAUACACAACAGGAACUCCCUAUAAGGUGCCCCCGGCACAGACGAACGGAGCCCCUCCACCGUACUCGGCGUCCCCGAACCCCUACUCCACGGCCAUGUAUCCCAUCAGAAGUGCCUACCCUCAACAAAACCUCUACGCUCAGGGCGCGUAUUAUUCCCAGCCAGUGUUUGCACAGCCACAUGUAAUCCAUCACACCACGGUGGUGCAGCCCAACAGCCUGCCGUCAACCAUCUACCCAGCGCCGGUGCCUUCUGCCCGGCCUAACAGCGUUCCCGUGGGCAUGCUGAGUGGCUCCACCAUGGCCAUGUCCGCAGGGCCGCUGCUCACCACACCACAGCACACGCAACAUAUCGGCACUCACCCGGUCACCGUGCCAACGUACAGGCCGCAGGGGUACAGCUACGUACCCCCGCACUGGUAGAGCUGCCAGCACACUGCAUAUCUGGAGUUCACAUUGUUCACAUUUCCAGUCUUCGUGGACGCAGCCUCCAGCACCGGGCCACAGAGUCCUUCUGCGAGUACAAAUACUGAACGAGCAACGGUCACUUUGUGUUCUUGGCGAUUUCGUUAAAGCUGCUCACUCGGAUCGAAAUUUGUUCAGUUUUUGUGUUACGUUAGAAAUCCCUGACCAACACCUACCAGCAGUUAAAACACACACAAAAAUUCAACUACACCGAGCAGCCGUGAGCAUCUUGCUGCUCUUUAACACUGGGCCCUGUGCUACAAUAGUACUUUCUCUAACAGUCUGAAUGUACACAUUUGUGUAUUACAUUAUAUAACACUUAGGUUUGAGUUCAGGGUUUUUACUUUAGUUUGUUGGUUUAGUUUUUUUUUUGUUUUUUUUUUGCCCCCCCCCCCCCCCCCCCCUAUCCUCCUCUCCCCGUUUUCUGCAGUGCUCUUGUGAAAAGCGCUGUGCUCUUUUUUUUUUUUUUUUCUUUUUUCUUUCCAUUUCUCCAUCCAAAUUUCACCUUUGAGAAAAGGUCGACAUCCUCCAUCUCCCAGCACAUGAGUAGGGUCCUGCUUAUGCUAGUUUGCAGAAUUUGGGGACUCGUAGUGAAUCAUUUUCAUCUGGUACUGCCAUUCUAGUAGAUGCACAAUCUUUAAAGGACGUUUCGGCGGUUUAAUCGGCUGUAGUGGACGUUAAAGUGGGUUCGCCUGCUUUAGUGGGGUUUUUAAAAAUCCGUUAACCAGAUUUAGUGGACACUUCAAGUGAGUUAGCCCGUUUUUAAGGACGCUUUAAAUGGGUCAACCGUUAGCAGGUGGCGUUUGAAGCGGAUUAGGCGGACGCUUUAGGACGCGUUCGAACACCGAGUGGGUUAACCAGCUUUGGUGGUCAUUAACAUUUAGGUGACCAGCUUUAUUAGAAACUUUUAAAGAGGGGCGGGCCGUUUUAGUGAACAUUUCGAGUGGGUUUAAUAAGCGUUUAAACGGACAUUUCUUUAGGGGAAUCGUCUUAAGUCGACUACUUCACGUGGGUUAACUAGUUUUAAUGCCCACGUCAGUUAACUAGCCGACGUUUCAAAGGGCGGAUCAUCUUAACUGGACGCUAUAAGUGGGUUAACUAAUUAUUUAACCGGGUUUAAGAUGUGCAUGAGCUAUUCAUCUUAAGUGACAAGUGAAGGGGUUUAGCCAGUUUUAGUGCACAUUUUAGUUAGCUAACCUGAUUUAACGCGACCUUUCGUUGGCUCCCCGUCUUAACUGGGCAUUUCAAAUGCGUGGACAUUUCAGGAGGUUAUCCAGCUUUAGUGGAUAUUUCGGAGGGUUAGCCAGUUUCACUGGAUGCUUCAAGGGUAGGGCAGAGGGUAAGCCUGUUUUUAGUGGAUUUUAGUAUUUUAGUCAGUUACCCAGCUUUAGUGCACAUGUUAAGUUUUACUGGACAUGUCAGUAGGAUGUCUGGCAUCAUAUCUCACGAAGCUGUGAAGCAACGUCGAUAUAUUAUCCAUGCAGUAUGUAAAACGUGAACAAAAUGAGCAAAAGGCCUGCUGUAAUAGGCUUUACGUGCACAUGCUUAUCGAUCAUGCACUCACUCGUGUGCAUAUGCAGAAAUCAUAGAAGAGAUCCAAUAAGACAGGAGCAAUGCAGCUGGUGGUCUAGGAGGCGUAGAGGUGUAACGAAGCGUGAAAACCGAGCAGGAAGGUUCGAGGCCCUGGUCAUUAAAGACGCGGUUGGAUUCCGUAUGCGCUUAGAUCCGACGUACAGGACUCCCGAGUAGGACUGACGCAAGCAUGCUUACGUACUUCGGUGAUUUUCUUUCCGUCACGUUAGAUUCCGACCAAAUCGAAGCACCGGACUCGGACGCUACGUUUCCGAGUGUGGUUUGCAAUAAAUUUCAGAAGUCCACGUGGUUUUCAUGCGCCUGUGUAGCGCCAUGGACUCGUUACUAGGCAGCUGAGAGGGGAAACGAAACACCGUCCUGGCUUUUUACUACUGUUUGGAAAGCACCCUUGGCAUCUUUCUCUUUAAUGGUGUCACUCGCGGCACAAAGCAAGGACACAGGCUCAAGAGCGAAACGUUUUGAUAUCAAGUCGUCCUAUCAAGUUCAUAGCUAAUUAGGUGGCCGGAUAUUGACCUAGCAUGCCGAUCGAACCGAGCUAGCAGAAUAAAAAUACGAAAUAGCUACAUAUAACCAGAUUCUAACGUUUUAAACUAAUUGAACCAUGUCAAUCGUCAAGAGUUGUAAGGCAUUCUGGGUAAGUUCUAUAGUGCUGUAAUGUACAGUGAUGCCGAAUUCAUCCUCCACUCGAGCAAGUACCGUCCUUAAAGUUGCGACAGGUGUUGAACAGAUGAGAAAUGCUUUCGGAAGAUCGUCAAGGGUGUGUUAAAAACAGUUGGAAAGCAGGAUGUGGGUCGUCUCCCCCCCCCUCCCCCCCCUCCACCAUCCCAUCUCUCUCUUUCCAUGCAUGCUAGAUGUCUUAGAUUUGGAGCAGGCCAUAGUCUUGAGGUAGCGCUAAAGAAGAAAUUAAAAUCUGUGUUUUUAUCAUGCAUUAAGUUCUCAUGCCUGGGCAUAAGGAAAUGGUUAGUAUGAGUGAGAGACUACAUUGCUCAAGAAACUCGUAACGAACGUAUAUAACAUUCAGUAAGGAAUAUUGCACUCUUCAAAAGUAAUAAUCUAUGCUUGUAGUUGGUACAGUACUUAAUCUUAAAUAAAAAGCGCAUUUAUUGUACAUUUCAAUUGUGGUACUCUAGUCUUCCAGACAAAAAAAAAAAAAAAAACACUGAAGAGAUCCAUGCAAAAUAUUAUAUAUCAUUGCAGUAUUCUUCCAUAUUUUAACCACUUUAUUAAAAAAAAAAAGAAAAAAAAAGAAGUAAGUCUGUGUUUUAUUAAAAAGCGACAAAACGGAGUUUGCAGGCUAUAUUUCAAAUGGUCACACUAGUCUAGAGUUGUGUGUUUGUCUAGGGGAGGUCGUCGCCCCGGGUUGUGCCGUGUCGGUCCGUGUGUAUGGUGAGAUUCGCAGCAUUCCUCUGUAUCCUCGUAAUUGUUGGUUUUAUGCGGUUAAGCAUCACGAAAUAACCCAAAUUUAUAGUUUCGACAGCAGAAGCAUGCUCUUUGGCUUUCGUGAGGGUUCGGCUUAAAACCCCGAACGUGCCGAGUCGUUAAAAGUAAAAGUUUGUUAUGUUAAGUCGCGACAGGCGACGUUACGUUCCGAAACGUUCACAUCGCAACGGAUUUGAACGAGUCGUUUUGCGCGGAUGUAAGAUGCCAUGGUAACGGUUUCUAUGAAGCUUGUAUUCAUAAAACUUAUGUGCUUAUAGGUUUUUUUUUUGUUGUUGUUUUUUUAAAACAUGUAGCGUAAAUGUCAUUGUUCAUCCUUUUUCGCCUUUUUAGCAGUAUGUGCAGAAUGUUGCAGUGUCAGUAUAAUAGCUAAGCGUCACAUAGCCAGACCUUUAGCAUUUUGGUGCAUUUUGUACUCCUAGAACCACCUGCAUAAAUAAACACAGAGAACCAAGAGCCGCCUACAGAGAUGAUUCGACAGACCUUUUCCCUAUAGCUCAUCGAUAGAUAAUGGUAAAUAAAUAAUCAAUAAAUAAAGAUGAUAUCGUUUACUCAUGGCUCCAAAACGAAACUCUAAUAGCUUGUCGUAAUCAAGCGGAUCGUUACUCGGAUGAUUCUGAAGCCUGUGGCAAGAAAAGUGUUAAAAAAAUUUUUUUAAAAUUAAUUAAUUUUUUAAAUCUCAGAUGCUAUGUGGCCUGUAGGUGGCGCUUCUGAGGCUGAGACUACAGCAAUACCUCACAUAUUAAGGUGAGUAAUGACAUUAAGGUGAAUAAUAACAUUUAUAAAUGUUAAUAAGAGGCAUUAUUGCUGUAAUAAGCACAAGCGUUAUGAAUUCAGCUCCAUAGAAAAGUGUUACUUUCAUCCAGUGCGUCAAACUUCCCGAGCGGAUCACCGUAUUCAUUCCGGUUUCAUUGCAGCGCUUCAUCUUAACGCUGUUCUUCCUGAGACACGACACAACAUACACGUAAUUCUAAUAAUCCUAACAAAGGAAUGACAUAUACGCAGCUAAACAUUUUAAGCUAUGCACCGGUUGAUUAUUUGUGACUGAUACAGUAGUAGAACCCUACGUUUUACACACUUUAUACACUUUUUACACACACGGCUCAUCGAUCCUGUAGCGAAACGCAAGCGGCGGUGCAUGGCCGCUAGGAACAGACCUGCGAAUACCGAAAAGCGAGACGUAUUUGCGAAUGUACAUAUCCGAAUAUUAUACAGAGAAUAAGUAUUUUGAGUAUUUGAGCACUAGAAUGUAUUUUCAAAUACAUGUAUUUUCUCAAAGACUUAAGUACUUAGGUACUUUUCCGCCCAGGUCUGUCGUAGAGAGUGUGAUCAUUUUCCAUUCCUCGUUUCGACUUUAUUUACUUUACGGAUAAAUCUUAAUGUUUUUUCGUGGUUUGUUUGCUCAGUACGACGACCGUACGACCUAAUCUCGCGGUUUUCACUACAUCGUGUAUCAUCUGCUCACAUUCAAUGCCAUAUAAUACUUCAGGGUUCUUUUUAUUAUUAUUAUUAUUAUUAUUUAUCUUGAGAAACUUCUGGAAUAUUUUUGACUUGUUAAGAGUCCUAACAGUUUCGAAAAUACGAGCGAGAACUUCUCGGAUCGUGCUUGCGAAAGCAUCCAGGGCUUGGUAAUAAUAAAGAGUCUCUCUCGUGUGUCGGUUUUCAUCCUGAACAAAGUGAACGAAUCGUGUUUUAUUCCAGAAUAGAUUCAGUCGCCUCAUUACUCCAAGAUUGGUUGGCCUUAUUAGUUUUUGUUUGUUUGUUUGUUUGUUUUUACAAUGCAAAAAGAAUUGAGCAGCGUUAUUUAAGGUGCAUAACUGGACCGUAAGGACCACCGUUGUACCCGUUGUACCUUUUUGAAUGUACAUUUACAUUAAUAUUCACACACACAAGCUUUCUUCCGUCCUUGUCCAAUUGUGAAGGAUCGACUGCAUCCUGUUUUUAAAUGUGUUUUUUUUUUUUUUUUUUUUCUUUUCUUUUCUUGCAACUUUACACUGUAACCUUGAAAAUGUCUUUACAUGUAACGGAUACGUUGUUGAUUUCAAGGGGUCAUUUGGUUGGUUUUAUACAUUAAUUAAAUCCAGCUCUUGUGGUUAUUUUGGUUACCGUUAGCCUUUCCCGUAUGUGGAUUUUGUACAAAGGGAAUGAAUCCACUUCAAAAUAAAAAUAAAUAAACAAACAAAUAAAUAAAUAAUUUCCCCCAAAUGUUUAGGGAACACUUAAACCUUCUUGGCUAUACCACAUGACCUAAACCAGUACGUAUUUUGCUUUGUGUGUUUAUCUGUACACGGGAAUAUAUGUUCACGUACUAAUUCGAUCUCUAAAAAAAUAGUGACGUACAUUUUGCCCUAGAGAGCGUUUUUCCACUCGCUGUGAACCACAGAGUUUCGCAGUUCUUGUACAAGCACUUAAUCACGGAUACUAAACCAGGAUGGAAACGUAGGCCGACACAUCGUCUUCCGAAAUGUAGUUUUCGUCAUGACUUUUGGUUUCAUCGAGCAGGGUUUAAAUCGGUUUUAAUCGGCGCUUUUCCGUCUGUUACACGACGUUGCAAUAGUUACUCACAUCAGGUUUGUGCAAAUGAAGUCCAAUUCUGUUGUUUUAUGUUGUAAUGAGGAUCUGUUUGCUGAUCUUGGUGAAUCAAAAACCAGGGUUGUAAUUGUAUUAUAUUUGCUGUACAUGUCAAAUGUAGACCAUUCGAUAACUAUUAAAAUCUUUCAAAAACAA
Ictalurus punctatus (channel catfish) is the source of this 6813-nucleotide messenger RNA. RefSeq names its product protein FAM168A. The record is from RefSeq and is a predicted model, not a curated record. Lineage: Eukaryota; Metazoa; Chordata; Actinopteri; Siluriformes; Ictaluridae. The transcript is spliced from 9 exons. Gene Ontology annotation, biological process: positive regulation of base-excision repair. Bases 205 to 1014 code for a protein of 269 amino acids.